CAAUUUGGACAAGUGCUGUAUAUCCCAACGCAUAACGCACACGCAGCCGUCACCGCUCAGCGUACCCAAACGGACCCGUACAACUCAACCACGCGCAAAUUCGAGGCUACGUACAUCAAGACAGCUGUCGAUGAUGAUGGGGUUGGCUUCGAGGUGGUGGCACUCCCUGUGGAGAUCAGCAAGGACGUUGUCAUGACAACGCACUCGCGCAGCGGAAAGGCCAAGGCUACACUCGCGCUGGUCGACAAGGACAAGGUGAAUGCGAAAUUGUUUCGGGCGUUCUAUUUAUAG
Molecule: messenger RNA, 291 nt
Organism: Sphaeroforma arctica JP610
Lineage: Eukaryota; Ichthyosporea; Ichthyophonida
Exons: 1
Source: RefSeq, a predicted model, not a curated record